Messenger RNA from Closterium sp. Yama58-4, 855 nucleotides. NCBI's taxonomy places the organism in Eukaryota, Viridiplantae, Streptophyta, Zygnematophyceae, Desmidiales, Closteriaceae. The record is from the annotation of a GenBank genome assembly.
AUGUCACCAACAUCUCACCAACAUCUCACCAACAUCUCUUUCGAUCUCCCUCCUCCUCUCACCCUGCUCUCCCGCCCUCGUCUCGUCCCCCAUUCCUUCCCCACUGCAGCAUCGCGCGUCUUCAGUCGUGCCCGCUGUCCACAGCUCCCCAUGGCCCUCGUGGCACAGGCGACGGGUGGGUGGAGCGACGGUAGCAGGGUGGAGACUAGCAGCAGCAGCGGUGGAGGGCAGAGGUACAAGGCAGUGAGUCCUGUGGAUGCGCGACAGGUGUGGUUCGUGGUGAGGCGCAGCAACGACGAGCUUUCCACAGACUUCCAGAAAGAGUCUCUGGAUGUGACAGGCGGUGUGCUGCGCGGGCUGAAGCACAUCCAGAGUUAUGGGGUCGUGCAUGGCUGCAUACACCCUCGCAACAUCCUGCUUGACACUGCGCUGCAGCCUGUCUUGGCUGGCUGCAUGGCCGCACAGCGCCUAGUGUCACGCAACACAACAGCCCAGCUGCGCGCUGCCCACCUGCCCCAAGCACCCGACGCCAUCGUGCUGCCCAUGGUGCGCCUCGCCCUCUCCUGCACCGCCUCCGACCCCCUCGCCCGGCCCACUGUGACCGACCUGCUGCGCUCCAUCAAGGCUCUCAAGCGCUCCCUCUCCGCCCUCCCACGUCCACCUCCGCCCGGCAACGCAGGGGCGAGCAGGGAUGGUGACACCCCUGGCGCUGCCGCCAGUGGAAGGGAUGAAGAGCACCAGGGUGGGGAGGGUGGGGAUGGGCUUUCUGGGGGUUUUAGUCAGAAUGCGCUGGAUGCAAAGUUAGAAUGGCUUAUGGAGGAAGAGGAUAGUGGUAGGCUUGUGACAGAUGUAUAG